AAAGUCUCCAGAUAACUUUAUUAACUCUUGCAACUUUGUUAAAUUCGGCUCAAUUCCAUUACAUUCCAAAUGAAUAAAAACAAACAAAACUUUUGAAAUUAUUUAGAAACCGAAGAGAAAAUAUAAACAAAUUUAUAAAUAAAAAUGAAUACACGCAAGAAAACUUGGGUAAACUCUAUGUUUUCUCAACUGUCACACUUGGAAAAUAAUUCACCAAAACCAAAAAAAUCCAAAGACGAUACAUCAAAUCCAUCAAAACGGACUACCAGGAAAAAAUCAACAACGAUACAACCAGCUGAGGAAAUUAUUGAUUUGGAUGCUGAAGAUGAAUGCAAAAAUGAUGGAUCUACAUUUCUGGAGAGAACAACCAAGACUAACGUGCAAAUCUCUAAUGAAAACUGGAUAGAUGUCUUUGCGCCCUCGAAUAGUGAGGAGUUGGCCAUACACCCCAAAAAGGUUCAGGAGAUACAACAAUGGUUUCAACAUUGCGCGGCCAUGAGACGCAAAAACCCUGCUCAGCUUUGUUUGCUUACCGGACCUUCGGGAAGUGGAAAAACAGCAGCUGUGCGCAUCUUAGCCAAAGAGAACAAAAUAAACAUACAAGAAUGGAUAAAUCCUGUAGAUCAGGAAAUGGUGUAUAAUUUAGGAGAUCAAGUGUAUGGACAAUCGUUCGUUAGUUCACAAGUGGAUGCAUUUAAAAAUUUCCUUUUUAAAGCAUCGCGGUAUCGUUCUUUGUUGGAGACAAUUGCCACUGAUAAACGUUUACUUAUGGUGGAAGAUUUUCCUAAUUUUUUGCUAAGAGAUCCUACAGUAUUUCAAGAAAUAUUAGAAGAUUAUGCCAACUAUGCGAAAUCGCCUUUAAUCUUUAUAGUAACGGAUGCUAAGACUCGAGGUUUAAAUAUUAGUUAUAACCUUUUCACCGAUCAAAUUAAACAAAAGUUCCUUAUCAAUCACAUCAGUUUUAAUGCAAUAGCCUCGACCAUCAUGCAAAAAGCCAUGAAAAGAUUUUGUAACCUCAUGCGUUCACCACCACAUUGUGAAAUUUACAAAUCCCCACCCUCAGAUAUAAUUGAUUCAAUAGUUAUAUCGGCUCAGGGCGAUAUAAGAAACGCCCUAAUAAAUCUGCAUUUCUCCUCUUUGAAAGGAGCACCAGGUUUAUUAACCAAACGUAUAGAAAUAGCAGAAGAAUCAAAAACUUCAAGAAAGAGAAAAGGACAAAAUACACUAAAAUCCGUAGGACGCGAUGAAUCGGUGACAAUGAUGCAUGCUUUAGGCAGAGUUUUCAAUCCAAAGUUUACAGAAGACAAACACUUUGUACAUUCACCUGAAGAAUUAGCUGAGGCUUUUACUACUGAACCAAAAAAAUUCAUCGAUUUAGUACAAGCGAAUUAUGUACUACAUUUUCGCGAUAUCGAAUAUGUCUUAGAAGCGGCCAAUGGUUUAAGUCUUUGUGACAUUAUGCUCAGCGACUAUAGAGAUGAUUCUUUAGCAUUGACCGGUUUAAAUGUUGGGAUACGCAGUGUAAUGGUGGCUAAUACAAAUCCCGCCACUGGUUGGAUGCCCAUCAAAGGACAAAAACGCAUUGAUCCGAAUACAGUAAAAAUUCCACUACAGGCCUCUAAAGUUUUACCUGAACAUCAUAAUAUUUCUUCCAGUCUGUAUGCAUUGGACUAUAAGACGUUUGUUAACAUAAUAUCCCCUUAAAUAUUUCAAAUAAAUAAUAAAAAAAUGCUUCG
Lucilia sericata (common green bottle fly) is the source of this 1736-nucleotide messenger RNA. It is a transcript of the gene Rad17, whose product is annotated as cell cycle checkpoint protein RAD17. The coding region runs from base 145 to 1704 and encodes 519 amino acids. Gene Ontology annotation, molecular function: chromatin binding. The transcript has 4 exons. NCBI's taxonomy places the organism in Eukaryota, Metazoa, Arthropoda, Insecta, Diptera, Calliphoridae. The record is from RefSeq and is a predicted model, not a curated record. Gene Ontology annotation, biological process: mitotic DNA replication checkpoint signaling; DNA damage checkpoint signaling; DNA repair.